This is a messenger RNA of Octopus sinensis (East Asian common octopus), 2221 nucleotides long. Its product is annotated as peroxidase mlt-7-like. The record is from RefSeq and is a predicted model, not a curated record. Gene Ontology annotation, molecular function: heme binding; peroxidase activity. Gene Ontology annotation, biological process: response to oxidative stress. NCBI's taxonomy places the organism in Eukaryota, Metazoa, Mollusca, Cephalopoda, Octopoda, Octopodidae. The transcript is spliced from 14 exons. Bases 146 to 2062 code for a protein of 638 amino acids.
UGGGCCUGUAUAUAAAUACCGGGAGAUUUUGCGGUCUUACUACUUCGCUAAUCACCCUGGUACUGAACUGGCAAGUCUUGCAUAAACCAACGUCGUAUCCGAAUAUUUGCAACGUUUUCAUUCCUCAAAGAAAAUAAAAAGAAAAAUGAGGAUGCUUGUUGCAUUGUUAGUGACUGGCAUAGCUGUCAUUCUUCAAGAUUGCCUUGUAAGCAGCUCCUGCAUUUUUACCUCUUCUACAACUUGCUCGCCAAUUACCUACUAUGGAAUUAACGGACAGUGUAAUAAUGAAGCUUCUAAAUACGCCGGUAGUGAAAAUUCACCUUUGAGUAGAUACCUGACAUAUUUGGCAACGGGUGGAACUGGUACGACUCCAUAUAAGAAUUUUUUCGGUGAUGCUCUCCCUCUUCCCAGAAAAGUAAGUUUGGAUUUGUUCCCCUGUCAAGACACCACGGCAUCAGAUGCAACUCAUCUUUUUGCAAUUUUCGGAAGACUCCUCAAGUUUGAUUUGUUUCUUACGGAAAAAGUUACUACACCUGAAAGUUGCUGCUCAGGAGCAAGUUGUUUGGGUAUUGAUCACAAUGGCAAUACUGACCAACGUAUUAGCUGCGGCGCAUGCAUGAACUACUAUAAGCCAGUUUUAUCAGAUAAUCUUAAGUGCACCGAUAAGAAACAAGGGAAAAAUCAAGUCACACAUGUCAUUGAUGCUUCUUUUCUAUAUUCCUCGACUUAUUUCACAGGAGCUAAGUCAAGCGGAAAGUUUAAUCUGAAUUCAGGAUUUCUUCCUUUGACUGGAACUUCAUUUGUUGGAGUUUCAGAUGAUAUCAAGAACCCCUUAGUGAUGGCAUUAUAUCAUGUUUUUCUCCGGGAACACAAUAAACUUGUCGAUAAAAUGACCGAAUUUGGUAUAUCAAACCCUUCAACAGAAGCACAGAAGUUGCUGACUGCAAUAUUCCAACAUAUUACUUACAACGAAUAUUUACCAAUGUUGCUCGGCGCCACCACUCCAAUUAAAUCUCAGGCUAGUGGAACACGGGCUUACGACAGCAAAAAGUUACCUGUGGUUUCUAAUUCUUUCUCGCUUGCCUAUGAAUUAGCUAUGGAUUCGAUGUUGAGAGAAACCGUAAUUUUGGAUCCAAGUACAAAUCCAAAUCAAAAGUUGAUUGAUAUAAUGGGCGACGCAACAAAAGUAGAUUCAGACGGGGAAAUGACAUACAUCGUUAAAGGAAUGCUGACGGAAGCCAGUUUAAAAAUCGGCAGGAAAAUACCCUGUAGUUUUCGAAACCAUUGUCAGUAUUCCGAUGUAGUAUCAGUUCUAACUCAAGACACACGUUAUCUCGGAAUACCACCGUACUAUGUUUUCUUAGCACUCACAGGCCAAACUUCAGUUACCAAGUUUAACAACUUCCCCUACCACGAUACCACAACACAAAACCUCUUGGCUGGAACCUAUAAAUACAUCUACGACGUUGAUUUCUUAAGCGGUGUUUUCUUGGAAACAAUACCGUCUUCCGAAAAACUUGGAACAACAUUAAAGAAAAUGAUCCAAGAACAGUUUCAGACAUUGCAAACAGGUGACCGAUUCUAUUAUGAGAACACCAAUGUAUUCACGCCUGCUCAACUUACAGAGAUCAGAAAAACAUCUAUGGCUCUUCUUUUGUGUCGUAACGUAGCCAGUUUAACUAGCGUAAAACAACAUGCUUUUCAAAUGAGUUCGCCCGACGUCGCUUGCUCUGGUAUAGCGGAAAUAGAUUUUUGCGACUAUGCUGCUGUCCCAAGGACUUGGUCCGCUUAUCAAUCAUCUUCCACAGAAUGUUCUGGAUUUAAAAUAGAGUUCCGUACCUGUACCUCAACCAAACCAAUUCAAUGUCCUUGCGUAGGUGAUCCAUUUAGACUUACAAGUUGUCCAAAUGCUAUGGUCAGUAACGAAACUGCCGCGAUCUUGAAAUUGUUACAGAAAAAGAUGUCAUACAACGUGGAAGUCCUAGGUUAUUAUAAAAAAGGUGAUAUGAAGAAGGUGGAAGAGAUAGCGAAGGAAAUGUACUUGAAUAUGACACAGAAAUAAUAAGAAUAACACAAAGUAACUGCAGGAGGAGACGUAGUAGCAGUAGUAGCAUUAGCAAUAUUUAUAGUAAUAAGAGUAUAAACAGUACUACGUUAUAUUUUCAAGUACAUAAUGCUGAUUUGUUAAGAAUAGAAUACAAAUAAAAGGAUAUAUACGAAU